This is a messenger RNA of Aegilops tauschii subsp. strangulata, 1986 nucleotides long. RefSeq lists its product as uncharacterized. NCBI's taxonomy places the organism in Eukaryota, Viridiplantae, Streptophyta, Magnoliopsida, Poales, Poaceae. Gene Ontology annotation, molecular function: protein binding. The record is from RefSeq and is a predicted model, not a curated record.
GUUCACGCUGGCCAUACACAUCCCAUCCCCAUCGAUUCGAUCUGCAUGCGUCUGCGUCUACAUAUUCUUUUUCGCGGGUGAGUCCAUGUCCAUCAGCUAGCUAGCAGACCUGUCUGACUUGCCCAUCAUAAUAUAAUUAUUAAGGUCGUCUUGAGCUGUCGCCGUGGAUCAUCAACUCGUCCAGCUCGAGAACUCUAGUGUGACUGGCGCCGGCGUAGUGAAUAUACACACGUGAACCCAGCCCAUUUCCCACUGCCGAGAGAAAUGCAGUCGAGCUCCAGCCCAUGCAAGCAAGCACCAAACCAAAGCAGCGCGCCGGAGGGGAGUCGGGUCCAUGGACCUGGCCGCGAAACGGGGCUGGCUUCCGCCGCUCCGUGCGGAUCGACGGGCCCCGUGCUGGAGGCAGGGAGCGGAGCGCCGGAGGAGCCACGGUGCUUCAAGCCAGGGUCUCAAUCGACCUCGGAAUCCAGUCCCCGCCGCUCGACAUCGACGGAGACGAGGACAGAAUCAGCGCGCUCCCGGACGACGUCCUCCUAGCAAUCCUAGAGCGCCUCGACAUGUGCGAGGCGUUCCGCGCCAGCGCAUUCUCCAGGCGGUGGCGGAACCUCCCCCGCCGGCUCUCGCUCCUGCACCUCGACGUCCGCCAGUUCGGCCGAGACACUUCGACGGUCGACCUCGGGGCAAUGCCUCCGGCGGUCGAGACCAUGCUGGCGUUCACGGGACUGAUGUCUUCGGCUGUCGAGGCCAUGCAGGCUGUCGAGGCCAUGCAGGCGUUCACGGGAGCGCUGCUCAGAUCACUGUCUGCGUCUCCUCCUCCGGUGACCCUCAGCCUCUGCUUCUUCCCUGUGACGAACCUGACCUCCAUAGGCCGCGCCGUCGAGGACGUUAUCACCCGCGGCGAGACUAAGUAUCUUGAAUUUCACAUCCGCACGCCAUACGGUCAUGGUCGGCUGGCGAGGCACGAGUUCAUGUCCUUCUCCCGUGCCUGCCCAGUUGCCUUCCGGUGGCUCACGAUGCUUACAUUCGACAAUAUUGCGUUUGAUGAUUCCGACAUCCCCGACCUCAUUAGCGCUUGCGAUAGGCUCAGACACCUCACUCUGAGCUCCUGCAGACUGGUUGAAUUUUACUCUCCGCUCGAGAUCCACACGCCAUGCUCCAGACUCCAAAAGCUCUUCUUCAUAGACUUUGAUUGCAGAUGGAUCGCGUUGAUGACUUUACCCAGACUUACAGAACUGCGGUGUGUUGGAAAUAACCACGAUGUGUGUGUCCAACUGAUCGUGGUUAUUUCCAACACGGUGCCAAUCUUGGCGCUCCGAAAACCCUCGGCCGGUGCGGUUCGGCCAGGUUCCGGAGCUUCGCCGUGUGUCCCUCAUUUCUCGUGCGACGCCCUGUCAUGCGCCACUCGCACUCGGAUUUGGAUUCAGAUGGAACGUCCGAAGCAGCUCACUGCUAAAUUCAGAAACCUGACCAAUGUGGAGCUUUUUGGUAUCUUUCCUAAGUAUGAUCUGAGCUGGACCAUAUUUUUCCUUGAAGCUGCACCUGCCCUGCAAAAUUUCAGAUUGUCUCGAGAAGGGCAUUUGUGUACCGACUAUGCCAUCAAGACCAAUGUGGUGUGGAAGCCAUCCAAGAACUUUAAGCACCUGAACUUGAAGUUGCUCCGGAUGUCCGGGUUCGAGGACGAAGACAAGGUGACAAAUUACAUAAGGCUAGUCAUGAAGCGAACUGUGUGGUUGAAGAGAAUCGAGCUGCAUGGUGAAAACCCAUGCAAUAAAUGCGAUGCCAUUGACCCGACGUCGAGGAGACCCCACGUGGAUGAAGCUCGCAGGCGUCGGAUUAAGGAGAAACUCACACAUAAGUCAUCCUCAUCCGUGGAGAUAAUAAUAUGUUGAUGGAUCUGGUCAAGGAAUGUAGCUGCCGGAGUGAAAAACUAAAGAUUGUGUAUGACUACUAGGUACUGAUAACCUGACAAUGCGUGAUUGCUGAGAA